CUUGAUUAUCUUAGUUGUAGAUUAACAAGAUCUCUAUAUUUCUAACAUUAGAAGUACCAUUGAGAACCCAGUUUGUAAUAAUUUAUGUGGCAUCUUAACAUGUAAUCGCAAUAUGAGAGAAUGAAUUGUUGCUGAAUCCGAGGAGGUAUGAAACCAUGCACUUUUGAGUGCGGUGGUGAUUAAAAUAUUAUACGUGUGACUUUUCUUGCCUAAGUUAUUCAUUGAGGCAGAUUGAUAAGUAUAAGAGAAUAGUGAGGAAGUAAGAAGAGCCAUCAUGCUUUCAAGUAGCGAGGAGGAAGAGCGCACAGAGGAAGAAAGAGAAGCUGAGGGUGAUGAAAAGGAGGAGGAGGAAGAAGAGGAGCCGCAGGACCUUAGGGUGUGGUGGAUGGUGAGGUGGGUGUGUCAGCUGCUAGGUUACGCCCCUACCACCCGCCCAGCCCGCUUGGUGUGGCCUGAACACCCUGAUCAUCACUACACGCCUGCCCUAGUCGCCAGAUUCUUGGACGAAGCUGCGAAGGGAAAGAGUUUGGUCUUCUGGCAAGCAGAUUAUGCAGAGGAAGAUGAUGACAUGGAUGCAUCUCCCACCGACUACUCCCCGCCUUAUCCUAUCGCUUCUACAGCUGGUACAAACUCCUUCUCUUGGAAAUUUGACAAAAAGGAUGAGGACACGGAGGACGAGGAAAAUGAGAAGCCAGGGAGUGCCAAAGAUGUGCACAAACACACAAGCACCACCAAGAUGACUGGACCUUUGCUUCACGUGCAGGAAACAGCUGCCCCUCCCACUGUGGGUGUGCCAGUGGUGCUGGCAAAGAAAGCUUGUGUGGGUGCUGUGCCAGAUAUGGAGAACAAAAACCAGGCGCAGGAACUAAUGCCUCUCCACAUCCACCUGACAUACCUUCUCCCACACACCCACCAUGCCCUCCACACCAUCUUCAGACAGGUGUAUGUGCCUCUUUGUGAACGCCUGGGAAGGAAUGACCGAACUUCCUACUUGGCUAACCUUGCCCGUAAGUUUUCCAGGUAAGUUUUGAUGAUAUACACACUCUGUGUACUCUCAUUGGUGGUCAAGUUUAGCACAAAAAUUU
Molecule: messenger RNA, 1085 nt
Organism: Portunus trituberculatus (swimming crab)
Lineage: Eukaryota; Metazoa; Arthropoda; Malacostraca; Decapoda; Portunidae
Exons: 5
Coding region: 275-1024 (249 amino acids)
Source: RefSeq, a predicted model, not a curated record